This is a messenger RNA of Musa acuminata AAA Group (dessert banana), 8251 nucleotides long. Its product is annotated as galactolipase DONGLE, chloroplastic-like. Lineage: Eukaryota; Viridiplantae; Streptophyta; Magnoliopsida; Zingiberales; Musaceae. Gene Ontology annotation, biological process: lipid metabolic process. The coding region runs from base 6947 to 8251 and encodes 434 amino acids. Gene Ontology annotation, molecular function: glycerophospholipid phospholipase A1 activity. The transcript has 2 exons. Gene Ontology annotation, cellular component: chloroplast. The record is from RefSeq and is a predicted model, not a curated record.
CUGUAUACUGUUAAUAAUAUACAGAAGGAGAAGAAGGAAGAGGAGUGUAAGGGGGUGCUGAUUGAGAAAAGAGGAAGCGGCAGCGGGAGCGGGAGCAGGAGCGGCGAGCAGCGAGCGACGACAGCAGCAGCGGUAGCGAGCAGCGACAGCGGCAACGAGCAGGAUUAGGGUUGGGCAGCGACAGCUGAUAUCAAUGCUUUAGUUGGUUCGAUUGAACCAACUAAAGCACCGGAGACGAACCAAACCUAAAACGCUGGUUCGGUCGCCUGGUUUAACCCAGGCGCUCGCCCGAAGCGCCCAGCGCCUGGGCUCGGGCGAGCGCCCAAUGCCUGGGCUGGCGGUGCCUCUUUGAAGCGCGCCGCCCGGAAGUGAAGCGAGGCGCUCGGGCCUCUCCUCGCCUCGCCCGAGCACCUAGGCGAGCGCCCGAGCGCCUUUCUAAAUCACUGAUAAGGGUCAUAAUAUCAGGCCUAUAUAUUGCUAAAUUUAUGUUAUGAUCCAUUUAUUUUCUAAGCUUUGAAUAAUGUUUUAUUGAGUCCAAGUCCUGGUGGACUCUGGGUGGAACUCUAUAAAUAGGGAUGUAUCUGUUUCUUUUCGGCAACCAAUAAAAUAUUAUUCCAGUCUUCUGACAAACCCUAGGAGGCCGAUCCUCUUAAAGUGAUCAUCCCCUUUUAUCCAUUUUCUUCAAUGAUAAAACCCUAGGGUCUUAUCAUUUGGUACUAGAGCAACGAUCCUUAGCGUUCUCGUUGCAAUUUCUUAUAAUACCUCACCGUAGCUCUCAUCAUCUCAAAAAAAAAAAAAAAAAAAAGAGAAAGAAAGAAAGAAAGAAAUAGCAGCCACGCCCAUCCUUCUCGCUGCGAGAAAGGGCUGCUGCUUCCCGACCAGCGACCACCGCCGCCGUUGCUUCCCGGCCAGGAACCACCGUCGCCGUAGUUCCCCGGCCAAUGGACCACCGCCAUUCUACUAGAGCAAGAAAGGGUUGUCGUCAUUGUUUCCCGGCCAACGAACCAUCCCCCUCGUCGAUCCCAACCCUCGGCGACCAUUGGUGACGUUACUCCCAACCGUGCCACCAUCGCAGCCUUGUCCUCAACUACUCGCGAUCCUUCGACGUCACCAGUCGACCCUCUACUGUCGCAGUCGUCGAUUGCCACCACUGCUUCCUCUACGCCACCGGCAUCAACAACAGCCGCUGCAGCCUUGUCCUUAACCACUCGCGAUCCUUUGGUAUCACCAGCGUCUCCUUCUGCGGUGCGAUAGAAAUAGAGCACCCUCUACUGCCGCAACCGCUGGUGCCUCUACUGUCAUAGUUGCCUGUUGCCACCAUUGCCGCCUCUUGACCCUUGUCAACGUCGCCUCCCAGCCACGCCCUCAACACUGCCUCGGUCGACACCAGCCUCCCAGCCUUGACAGUAGUUUUGACAGCUACUCCCAACCGCACCACCGCAGCCUCAACCCCGGUUGUUCAGUGAUCACUCCCCUUGGGUUGCAGCAACCGCCGCCACACGCACAGCCACCCUCACAACCGCUCCCCCCACCGACGCCGUCGCUUUCCAGCCCCCGCAGCCUCAGUCCCUGCAGCCUCACCCCACGCAACGACAGAAAUAGGGCAGCAACUUUUCCUCCUCGCAGCGACUGCAACAAGCCUUUACGUUGCCCUCGGCAUCUGCUUCCUCGGCAGCUUCGCGUUCCCUUACGCCCUCAACACUGCCACAUGCCAAACUUCAUAACAGCCACACCGAAUAGUGCGAUACUAAUGCCCUUGACCCGACACCAGAAACAAGAGUUGGAGAUUACAGAUUUGUAGUCUUACGCAAUGGCUAUCGACAACUCAGUGAAAGCCCAACUAGCCUUGGAAACCAUAAUUGAGAAUCGGUUGCAAGAAACCCUUAACGAUCUUAAAAAGAGUCUAUUGGAGAGCUUUAGCAAGUUUCAACAAGAUGAAAGUUAAAGUCUUAUAUUGAACCGAUCUAGAGACACAGGAAAAAAGGAAUCAAGAACAGGACACAAGCUACACACGCAUGAAGGUGGAAUUCCCAAGAUGGGAAGAUGGAGAUCUCACCAGUUGGAUCUCUAAAGCAGAAAUUUUUUUUCGUUUUCACAAAACUCCAGAAGAAUCCAAUGUGGAAAUAACUUCAAUCCAACUAGAUGGAGAUGUAAUAUAAUGGUAUGAUUGAUACGAAACUUGUUAUGGGGUUCCCUCGUAGGAACAAUUCAAGAGAGGGUUUCUCGUUCGCUUUGGACCAUCUGAAUAUGAGAAUGUUGAUGGGUAGCUUGUUAAAAUUCGUCAGAUUUUUACAAUGCUACAAUAUCAGAGUAGAUUUGAACGAUUGUCAAAUCAAGCCGGAGACUGAUCCAAACGACAACUGGUGGGAACAUUUAUUGAAGGACUUAAUUCAGAUAUCCGAUGUGAAGUCAAAGCUCACCAACCCCGCACUAUGACAGCUGCAAUCUCAUUUGCACGUUUGCAUGAGGAAAAAAUCAUCAGGGAAAAUUGUCAAAAUAUAAGUGACAACAAACAGAUGAUCAGUAAGCCACCCGCCCCAUCUAUUCCCAACUAAAACCCUAACACCCAAAGACUAAACCGAGAAGAACUCAAGGAAAGAUCAAUGAAGGGUUUGUGCUGUCACUAUGAUGAAAAGUGGAGUAGGGAGCACCGAUGUAAACAAGGGCAACUUCUAAUGAUUGAACAAAUUGGAGAGGAACCAGAAACUAAUAAUGUGGACUCCGAUCAUGAAGGUAUGGAUUCUGAUGAAGAUGUUGGACCUAUCAUACAUAUAGUGCAUGCAUUAGCCGGCUACUCUAACCCGCAAACUAUGAAAGUUGGAGGAACUUUGGAACAUCAGCAUGUUACAGUUUUGAUUGAUACUGGUAGCACUAACAAUUUUAUGUACAAUAAGGUUCCUGACCAAUUGGCCUACCACAUUGAAGGAUAUGACAAAUUCGAAGUAAAGGUUGUUGAUGGACAAAUUUUAACUUAUGAUAGCAAAUGUUCGAAUUGAUUAUACAGGGCCAAGAGUUGCUUUUGGACUUCGUUUUGCUACCCUUGGAAGACUUCAAAGUGUUGCUUAGAAUUGAAUGGCUAUCAACCCUGGGUGAUGUUUCUUGGAAUUUUUCUAAACUAAUCAUGAAGUUUUUUAUUAAUGGAAAGCAGACGAUCCUAAAGGGAAGACGUGGAAGUAAGGUCACAACUGCCACUAGCCAUCGGAUAGAGAGAGUUCUUCAUAAGACUGCAACGACUACUACACUGAAAGGCCGACCUUAUUGCUUACACUAUCAAAAAGUGGAGAUCGUACUUACUUGAUCAACGGGUUGUCAUGCGUCGUAGAUACCUUGUGACUGAAGUGUUGAAAGAGAAAUUCCUCGAGUUUGAUGCCGCUCAACCUCGAGGACAAGGCUGAUUUGAAGGGGAAGGAAUUAUUAUGAUCCCUUUAUUUUCUGAGUUUUGAAUAAUGUUUUAUUGAGUUGGUCUAGUUCAAUAAAAGUUGGAUAGGGGUUUAUUUGAUAUUUAUUUAUUUAUUUAUUUAUUAAGAGUCCAAGUCCUAGUGGACUCUAGGUGGAACUCUAUAAAUAGGGAUGUAUCUGUUUCUUUUCGGUAAUCAAUGAAAUAUUAUUCCAGUCUUCUGACAAACCCUAAGAUGUUGAUCCCCUCGAAGUGAUCAAGGAGACCGAUCCUCUCGAAUUAAUCAUCCCCUUUUCUCCCCUUUCUUCAAUGAUAAAACCCUAGGGUCUUAUCAAUCUACUUGUCAUUGUUGCUUGGAUGCAUUGUCUUGAAAGAAAAUAAGAUAAUGUACAUACAAAACUCAAGGAUAUCAUUGCUGUUUGAUUUUAUUAUUUCUCCUUCAUGAACAUAGUUUAAGAUAACAGCUGAAGAUGAUUAUUGCUGAUGAGAAAUAUGUAGUAUGCUAAAUUGUCAACAAUAAAAUAUUUGUUAUUUUUCAUAUAUUAUCUAUUAUCGUGAUGCCGUCAUGUCCUCCAUGCAAAGUACAAUGGGCACCCUUGAAUAAUAGGCUGCUAUGGUCUCUUUUCUGCUUUUAGGAAUUUUAUGAAUGAAAUGUUGACUGUUGCAGAGAAGAUCAAGACACUACGACACUAUUAGCUGAAAAUUCUCCAAAAGGAUUUCAUGAUCUUUCUAUGAAGUUUCCUCACAUUCUUGUACAUGAAUGGAAAAGAUAGAUAGUAUGCAUCAACACUUUAUACACAUCCAGGUCAACCAUGUGGAGCCAAAUUUACUCCCCAUGUAAACAUCUCAUCCUCAGGCCCAUAAGAACAGGAUUAUGUCUUUCUAUGUUAUAGGCCAACUUAUUGUAUGCAUACAGAGGUAGUUACCAACUGCAACUGGAACAAGUUGCUGGUCUUCCUAAGAUUUUGACUUGCAAAAGUCCUUGCCACCUCAGAUUUUGUGGAAAUAAACUUACUUGAAGGUCAAGGCAACAUUAACUGAUGAUUCUUAUAAGGUUUUCAUAGUUCUAAGAAGCUUCGUCAGAACAUGUACGUAGGGAAUUGAUAUGGUGCAUAAACACUUGUGCACAUCCAAUUUAAACAGAGGGAGUCAAAUCUACUCCCAUGUAAUCAUCUCAACCCCGGGCCCAUAUGAACUGGUUGACAUUAGUCUGUUUUUGGCCUACUUAUGGUAUCUGUGACAAAAUUGCACAAAUGACCCUUGGAAGUAUUUGAUUUUUUGUAGUUUUAUCUCUAAAUUCAAGUUUAGCAUACUUACAUCUCAGCAAAACCCAAAAACUAUAUAAUGUUCUUUUAGUUGUUCUCUAGUAACUAACUUUAGCCAUCAUUUAUCUGUUAGAAUGGAGUCAUUGGAAUUUUAAUUGACAUUAUUAUUUUUUAAGAAGCAUUAUGAUGGUAAGAAUUUUAGGUAUUUAGAUAUUGUAUAUAUUUUCUAAUAAUUCUAAAUUCCAAUUAGCCACUGGUAGACAUGGAUAGUAGUGGGUUUUGGAUGGAUUUUAAUUGGAGAUGUCUACAGUGAGGAUCCUAGUGUUUUGGGAACAUGUAUGCUAUUAUAUAUUGGAACUUGUAGGCGCAACUAUAAUUUUCCGACUUUGCAAGCACAAAUAUGUAAAACUCCUAUGAUAUACCUGUGGCUCAGAUGCAGCAGUAGCUUCCGUAAAAAAGGUUGGAGUGGAGCAAGUAAUACCAUACCAGUGACAAAAACUCUGGAAGCCAUCUCUAAGACUACAACAGCAGCCUUUUGAAGCUGAAGAUUGCUGCUCAAGGUCGGUUUGCAGCCUCUGCCGGUCUCACUUUGGUAAGCUCAGGUUGCUGCACAAGAUGCAAUAAACAAAUGGUGGCUGUGGUCAAAAGAAAGGAAAAAGAGAGGGGCUUUGCAUCCAAAGAAGAAACACUUUCAGUUACGUUCCACUUGGUCAGUAAAGCAAGGCAGGCAUUGAUUUCCAUAAAGGACACGAGAGAGAGAGAGAGAGAGGCCGAGGAAUGGAAUUCUGGGCUAGAUGCAGUGAAAGAGGCCAAGCUAAAGCAGUAAACCUAAUUGUGUGGCUGCUGCUUAUAGAAGAAUUGUGUAUUCAAAUCCCAGAGGACCAAGCUAUAGACGAAGACAAAGAUCAGUCAAGGGCUGCUGCUGAACCUGGCUGAUGCAAUCCACUUCAGCCUUCCAAGUAUUAUAAGGCUUCUUAGUCAUAGUAUAACACAGACAAUUUGGUGAGAUGUUACAAAAAUCUCCAAUCAGAACUCUGUCACAAAAAAAAAAAAACACCAAAAAGAAAGAAAAGGAGGCAACAGCAGCAACUUGUUAAAAAGAAGGGAGAAUGAACUUUCUCAACCACUAUUAUGCUGCACUAAUGGGUGAAGAUCUGACAGCAGGUUUAGCUGUAUUGAGUAGUUGCAUCAAAAUCUAGUGGCAUCAUCCUCAGUUGGAACCUCUACUUUGUUCCUGACAAACUCGAGCAAGUUCCCUUCUUUUUUAGUGUUUCUGAAACGUCCAUGGAAGCACAAGAUCUCAAAAAACUUGCCUGGAAGCUGACACGAGGUAUGAGUACAUUGGAAGCCAGGCUAACCUUCUCUGGCCUCGCAAUCUUCCAAGCUCCAAAAACUAUAUCAAGCCAGUACUACAAUAAAGCUUCUUUCACCAACCUUUGCAAGACACAGCUAAGGCCAUGGCCAAUAAUUGCGCAUCAGAUUGUAUCAGAUAGCAGAGGUGAGAUAUAAUACAGUUUUCUGUUCCCCACUGCUCUCACUGCCUACCUCUCAUCUCUUCAUCCUGUGAGCUGUUGCAUGUACGACGAUGGACACGCGUGACGUGUCUACUCUUAGGUUCAUUCAUUACGUAACCACCUCCCUCACACUUGCGUUUGGACCUCAUCGCGGUGUCCCUUUAUCUUGGUGAACUAAUUCCGUAUCUAGAUGGCUGUUUCCGUCAGGUUUGCAAGAUUUCCGCGGGUCCCACCCGUGUAGAGGAGUACACGUGGAGGACGGGGUGGUCGAAGACCAAGAUUUGCGGCCGUGGUCAACAGAUCCGACGGCUGUGUUCGUCCCCGACACGAUCGGACGGCCAGAGGUCGACCCCUUCGCGGCGCGGAAUAAAGUAACGAGCGACGAGGGAAAGUGGGGGAGCGAAAUGUCGGCGUUCAUAAGGAGACUUGGCGGGCUUUCCUUUUCUCGAGAGAGUACAAGUCAACUGGCGAUGGCAUGCUCCAAUCCAUGUGUCGCAGGGCAGUGUCUUUCAUGGAUUUACACUCCUGCCGCACAAUCUGUCGCAACCUUGGCAAGUGCGAGCCGUAACGCAGGUGAUGAAGAGAGGCUAGGGGAACAAAUCACCAAUGGCGGAGUGGUAGGGAGCCCGACCGACCCAUUGACAAAAAGAAAGGUCAGGAAGAAACCCAGUCAAACCCUCGCCAAACACGCUCUCCCAUUUUAUAUUCACCGGUUGGUUCUGUCUAUAUAAUCUGAGACACUGCCCUUCGUGCCUGUUUGCACCGCCCUCAUGGCUUCCUCCACCGUCUCCAUGCCCAAGCAGCAUCUGGCCCUGCGGAACCCCCGGCCAUGCCGGCCUCGCCCCGGGAUGUCUGUCGCCGCGCCCCGGCGGACGCCGUCGGCCGCCCCGGUGCUCCGGUCUCGGCCGGACAGGGCACGGGAGGCGACGAGCCGCCUGGCUAGCGUGUGGAGGAAGAUCCAGGGCGCCGACGACUGGAACGACCUCGUCCAGCCGCUGAGCCCGUUGCUGCGCGAGGAGAUCGUCCGGUACGGGGAGUUCGUCAUGGCGUGCUACAAGGCGUUCGACCUCGACCCGGCGUCGCAGCGCUACCUGAGUUGCAAGUACGGGAAGCGCCGCAUGCUGGAGGAGGUGGGGUUGGAGUCGUCCGGAUACGAGAUCACCAAGUACAUCUACGCGACGCCGGACAUCAGCAUCCCCAUGCAACACGGCACCUGCUGUGGCCGGUGGAUCGGGUACGUUGCGGUGUCGUCGGACGAGGAGGUGAGGCGGCUGGGGCGGCGGGACGUGCUGGUGACCUUCCGGGGGACCGUCACCAGCACCGAGUGGAUCGCCAACUUCAUGAGCUCGCUGAGGCCGGCGAACCUGGACCCGCACGACCCCCGGAUCGACGUGAAGGUCGAGUCGGGGUUCCUCAGCCUGUACACCUCCGACGACAGCACCUGUAGGUUCGGCCAAGGGAGCUGCCGGGAGCAGUUGCUCGGGGAAGUGUCUCGGCUCAUCAACAAGUACCAGGACGAGGAGAUGAGCAUCACAUUGGCCGGACACAGCAUGGGGAGCGCUCUUGCCCUCCUCUCCGGGUACGACCUCGCCGAGCUCGGCCUCAACCGGUUCCAGCAGCAGCGGGAGAUACCGAUCACGGUGUACUCGUUCGGAGGGCCGAGGGUCGGCAACACCGGCUUCAAGGAGAGGUGCGAAGAGCUCGGAGUGAAGGUCUUGAGGGUGGUGAACGUCCAUGAUCCGGUCACCAAGCUGCCCGGCCUGUUCAUGAACGAGCACUUCCGGGCUCUCGGCGAGACCUAUCAGCUCCCAUGGAGCUGCUCCUGCUACGCUCACGUUGGAGUCGAGCUCGCCCUCGACUUCUUCAAGAUGCAAAACCCUGCGUGUGUUCAUGACCUGGGGACAUACAUAGGGCUACUCAAGUGCCCCAAGAUGGUGCAAGUCCACAAGGAGGGCAUGGUGGAUCUGCUGGCAAAGGCAAAGAUAACUUUCAGGAAGCACAAGUUACAGGGAUGGCCAUGGCAAGAUGCAGCAAUGCAAGUGGGGAAUCUGGUGCAAUCUCUGGGACUAAUUUGA